This is a messenger RNA of Neodiprion virginianus, 2384 nucleotides long. Its product is annotated as neuropeptides capa receptor-like. The transcript has 7 exons. The coding region runs from base 650 to 2020 and encodes 456 amino acids. The record is from RefSeq and is a predicted model, not a curated record. Gene Ontology annotation, cellular component: plasma membrane. Gene Ontology annotation, biological process: neuropeptide signaling pathway. Gene Ontology annotation, molecular function: neuromedin U receptor activity. Lineage: Eukaryota; Metazoa; Arthropoda; Insecta; Hymenoptera; Diprionidae.
UUCACCGGUUCACAAAUCAACGCGGUUUGAACAUAAUCAUUGGGCCGCUUCUGCUGGAUGAAGCUUAAUCCUGUUACAUAAUCAAAGUUAGUGGAAUUUUUAUACGUACGAAGUAAUGUUUCAUACGUAUCAAAAUCGCGAGAUGCGUGCAGACGACGAGAUACACGCGUGACUUUGAACUUUAAAUAAAAAUAUCCCGCGACGUCCAAUCCAUACGCCUGUCGCAGCUUCAUUCGGCUAACUGGAGUGCAAACAGUCGUUAACAUGAAGCAAAUUAUUACAAUGAUCUAGUGCGCUUUCACCGUGAUCUAUUGAUUACUUAGUGUCCAAUUGCCACCCAGGUGGUGUGAAUAAACUUAUCUGUGUGUUCGUGGCACUGUGAAUAUCCCAAACAAAGUUUUUCUUCAGUUUGACGCUCCGCGGUUUGUGUAUACAGAACAUGAUCUUCAUGUUCUCACGAAUGUUUAGGUUACGCGGCGUACGCUCGAGUUUACGAUAGAGAUGAAGAGUUUCCCUACAUAUCGAUUAAAAGAUGAGAGACGUCGUGUCGCAAAAUUUACUGGCAGCAAAAAUAGCGUGUGAAUAUGAAUCCAUCAGAUAAUUGACUUGUUUGUAACGAAAAUUCAUUAGGAAGUAAAUCAACCAUCAAAUGUAUCAGGUACUGAUGGGUAAUUGCUCGUAUGUAUCCGAUGGGUUAGGCGACCCGAUCACGGUGGACAUUUUCGAAAGUCACAUCGUGGAUUGUAUUGGGCCAAAAUACUUGGACCUCGAAUUUGCCAUCCCGAUGACUUUGACUUAUGUGACAAUUUUUAUUACCGGUGUAUUUGGCAAUGUUAUGACGUGUUUGGUGGUCAUCAGAAACCCCACCAUGCAAACGGCGACGAAUUACUAUCUCUUCAGCCUGGCCAUUUCCGACCUUACUCUGCUUCUACUUGGCCUGCCUAACGAGCUGAGUCAAUUUUGGCGGCAGUAUCCUUGGACACUUGGGUUGGCAUUAUGUAAGCUCAGAGCUUACGUUUCUGAGAUGUCAUCCUACGUAUCGGUUUUGACAAUCGUGGCCUUCUCGAUGGAAAGAUACCUAGCGAUUUGUCAUCCCCUGCACCUUCACGCAAUGAGCGGACUGAAGAGACCGCUUCGGUUUAUCCUGGCAGCAUGGCUCGUUGGAAUUAUCUGUGCAAUUCCAUUCGGUGUCUACAUGAAAAUCAACUACUUGGAUUAUCCUCCAGGUUCUCGCAACCCUUUACUAGAAUCAGCCGUCUGCGCCAUGCUGUUCCUGCCGGAUUUUCCCAUCUACCAACUGAGCUGCGCAAUAUUUUUCUUAGUACCAAUGAUCGUGAUUUUGGUUCUUUACACCGCGAUGGGUUUGCAGAUUCGUAAAACCACGAGAAGUACCCUUGGGCAAAAUGUCGACGGUGUCGUCCACGGUGAAGUUCGUCAGAUCCAAUCGCGCCGAGGCGUCAUCCGAAUGCUGAGCGCUGUUGUCAUCACGUUUUUCCUCUGCUGGGCACCAUUUCACGCGCAGCGUGUUCUUUACGUCUACGGUGUGGCGGAGAAUUGGAAAUUUUACGACAAGAUGAAGGAACAGAUCUUCGUCACGAGUGGUAUCCUCUACUACUUCAGUGCUACGGUUAAUCCCAUCCUUUACAACGUCAUGAGCGCCAAAUACAGAACCGCUUUCAAGGAGCUUCUCUGCUGUUGCUUCGGUGGUGCGAACCAGUCAAAACGCAAAAUCACGCUCAACACGUAUUCUCUUUGUCAAUGCAACUCAGGUGGUAGUACACAAUUAACGCAACUCGGAAGUUCCAAGCAUCCUUCCUCGGUUAGAUGCACUAUUCACGGUACGAAGAAAUCUCCUCAAAUGAAUUCGGGAAAGAGUGGAUUUCCUCCAUCAAAAGGCCUCGACUCAGCAGAAAAUGGUACCAAGGAACCCCUUUUGAACAGCGGAUCUACGGUUGAGGAAAAUGGAAACGGUCGACCACCUUUACAGCCUUCAGACUCCACUGCGAGCAGCAAUUUGUGAUCCCACAGUAGUUGUAUACUUUGGAAUAGAAUUCCUUCAAAGUCAGGCACUUCGGAUAUAUAUUGCCAAUUAUCGUAACUAACGAGCUGAGGGUGAGGUCAAGAUUAAAUCUAUAUUAUUAUAUUUUUAUCAAAUUUUACACAAAAUAUUGUAUCUUGUUCAAUUUGAAUGGAAAUUGCCAAAGUGUGUGAUGUUUAAAGAACACGAUGCAAAUACAAUUUUGGAAGCUGCAUGUUAUGUGAUAGUUUUUUCUACAGACGAAAAUAAGAUUAAUUUUUCGAUAAUUUUUUCAUGAUCGGGUAAGCCAUUGGAAGAAUUGGAAAUUGCGAAUUAGUAUCUUCGACUUGUAUUAAUACGCCAUUCG